Kazachstania africana CBS 2517 is the source of this 1596-nucleotide messenger RNA. RefSeq names its product Pcs60p (gene PCS60). The transcript has a single exon. The coding region runs from base 1 to 1596 and encodes 531 amino acids. NCBI's taxonomy places the organism in Eukaryota, Fungi, Ascomycota, Saccharomycetes, Saccharomycetales, Saccharomycetaceae. Gene Ontology annotation, molecular function: medium-chain fatty acid-CoA ligase activity. Gene Ontology annotation, biological process: fatty acid metabolic process. The record is from RefSeq and is a predicted model, not a curated record.
AUGACUAGUACAGCCUCUUUCAACGAUACCUUCAAAGUAUCCGAUAAUAUCGCCGUUGUUAUUCCAGACGACAAUGUGCAGGUCACUUAUCGUGAGUUAUCUCACAUGGUAGGUCACUUCCAGAACAUGUUCAAGGAUAAGAACUCUCCACUGUUCGACGUAGUUAAUAGACAAUCUACUGUGGCAAUUUCUAUGGUAAACAAUUUGGAAUUCAUUGUAGCAUUUUUAGGUUCUACGAUGGAUUCUAAGAUAGGUGCUCCAUUGAAUCCAAAUUAUAAGGAAAAGGAGUUAAAUUUCUAUUUGAAUGAUUUAAAAUCAAAGGUCAUCUGCGUUGCUAAGGGUACCGUAGCCACUCCAGAUGCCGAGGUUGUUAAAGCGGCGAAGACUUUCGAUUGCUUUAUUGUCGAAUUAUAUUUCGAUGCUGCUAGAUUUACUGUGGAGUACGAUAUUUAUUCUCCUAAAGAUGACUACAAGCAAAUCAUCUACAGUUCUAAUAGUAAUCCAAAGUUUAUUAAUAAGAGCGAAAGCCACUUCCCAGGUUUUGCUCGUUCAUCAGACGUUGCCUUGAUUUUACACACAAGUGGCACAACUUCUUUGCCAAAGACCGUACCAUUAUUACAUCUCAACAUUGUUAGAAGCACAUUGAACAUUUCGAAUACUUACAAACUGACUAGUAUGGAUCGUUCGUACGUCGUUAUGCCAUUAUUCCAUGUUCAUGGUUUAAUUGGUGUUCUAUUAUCAACAUUCCGUCAACAAGGUUCUGUUGUCGUGCCACCAAAAUUCCAUCCAAAACAAUUUUGGAACCAAUUCACCGAAUGGAAGUGCAAUUGGUUUAGUUGCGUUCCAACAAUCAGUAUGAUUAUGUUGAAUAUGCCAAAACCUGAUCCACUGCCACACAUUAGAUUUAUCAGAUCCUGCUCAGCGUCAUUGGCACCAACAACCUUCUAUACCUUGGAAAAGGAAUUCAAUGCGCCAGUUCUUGAAGCUUAUGCAAUGACUGAAGCAUCUCAUCAAAUGACCUCAAAUAAUUUGCCACCAGGUAAGAGAAAACCAGGUACCGUGGGUCAACCGCAAGGCGUUGAAGUUGUCAUCUUGGAUGAUAAUGACAAUGUUCUUGAACAAGGAGCAACAGGAGAAGUGUCUAUUAGAGGUGAAAAUGUCACUCUGGGUUAUAAGAAUAAUGAUAAAGCUAAUAAAGAAAAUUUUACUCUCAGAGAAAACUAUUUCAGAACGGGUGAUCAAGGUUAUUUUGAUCCUGAAGGUUUCUUGGUCUUAACUGGCAGAAUAAAAGAAUUAAUCAAUAGAGGAGGUGAGAAAAUCUCACCAAUUGAAUUAGACUCUGUCAUGUUGUCGAACCCAAAAAUAGAUGAAGCUGUUUCAUUCGGUGUUGAUGAUGAAAUGUACGGACAGGUUGUUCAAGCUGCAAUUGUAUUGAAGGAAGGAGAGUCUAUGACAUACGAAGAACUGGUCGAAUACAUGACUGAAAGAGUUUCCAAGUUCAAGAUCCCAAUUAAAGCGUAUUUUGUCGACAAAUUACCAAAGACAGCAACGGGUAAAAUUCAAAGAAGAGUAAUUGCAGAAACUUUCGCCAAAUGA